This is a messenger RNA of Temnothorax curvispinosus, 1075 nucleotides long. RefSeq names its product lysM and putative peptidoglycan-binding domain-containing protein 3. Bases 134 to 910 code for a protein of 258 amino acids. The transcript is spliced from 3 exons. The record is from RefSeq and is a predicted model, not a curated record. NCBI's taxonomy places the organism in Eukaryota, Metazoa, Arthropoda, Insecta, Hymenoptera, Formicidae.
UGACUUUUGCUCUAUGCUUCGUAAAUACACGUCCAUCUGUCAACUCUAACAGCAUACUUCCUGAAUAUUCACAUGCGUAUGCGAACGAACAUUCUCGUUGGAAGAGUGAAAUUAUUCUAAGCAUGAUCGCAUUAUGCCGCAGAAAUUGGUGAAUUCGAUGUUCGAGGAACAGAAAACUGUUAGGCAGACGAUUCAUCUGCGUGGAAGAGAAAGUUCUCCGCAUUAUGUAUUUUUACACUCGGACGACGAAAGUAGCACAGAUGAGGAUAAUAUCUCUUUACGGGCUAUCAAACGACCUACAUCGUUGCGUAAAAUUCAGGUGAUCAACGUGCAAAUAAAACCUGAGGAUACUCUGCAAGCAUUGGCUCUUCGAUACAGAUGUACAAUAUCUGAAUUGAAACGAAUUAAUAAAAUCGACAAAGAGAAUGAAAUAUAUGCUAAGCCUUAUAUUAAGGUUCCCGUGCAACCAUUCUCUAUUUUAACUGAGGCGUCGCCUGAAAGUCAAAGCAAUAAUGCCACCACCACGUCUGAGCAAUGUCAAGAGGAAGUACCGGCAAGAGUGGAAGAGCAGUUGAUAGACCUGGGCGCGUCGACGAGCACAGAAUCCUCGAACGCAGAGAUUAAUACCAUCAUAUUAAAUUCGGUAUGCGAACCUUUAUCGUCCUACAACAGUGCCAAUAUCCCUGAGAUUCCAUGCAGCGAGCAUGAUGCGUUACUUGGCGAUACCGAAAAUACAGAGGUAGCUGAAACCUGUGAGACAGAUAUGUUUAAAUGUUCCGGCGAUAAUUGGGGGUUGUCCUGGACGCAACUGCUUGUGUUCUCAUUACUAUUAAGUUUUGCAGGACCUAUCAUAUAUAUACUUUAUAUAGCGGAAUACUCAGUUAAAACGAAUGUAACUGUAAGUAAUUGAUAUUUCGUGUGAAGAUACAUAUAUAUUAGAAUAGAAAGUCAUAGGAUAAGAAUAUAUAUUUUGCAUAUAGAUAUAUAUAAUUUCUAUAACAUAAGUUAAAUAAGAAACUGAUUUUUUACACGAUUUUCUAAUUAUCUCAUAAAUGUAUAAUUAUCUUCUUAUUCA